Messenger RNA from Echinostoma caproni, 225 nucleotides. The record is from the annotation of a GenBank genome assembly. NCBI's taxonomy places the organism in Eukaryota, Metazoa, Platyhelminthes, Trematoda, Plagiorchiida, Echinostomatidae.
AUGGCCCAUCUCGCUGAUACCGGGCAUCAGCCAGACAACUACGCAUUCAAAGUCAUCUACAAGGUACCCCAAAACAAAUCGAAGCAAGUUCGCAAACGACACUUCGCAACGGCGGAAGCUGUGGCAAUCAAAAUCAUCACAACCUACCACUGUGCAAACAAAAGAAGACGACUGACACGCACUCCAAUUGCCUUGGCUCUAACCAACCCUACCUGUGAACUAUAA